Messenger RNA from Rhodamnia argentea, 3263 nucleotides. Its product is annotated as disease resistance protein At4g27190-like. Lineage: Eukaryota; Viridiplantae; Streptophyta; Magnoliopsida; Myrtales; Myrtaceae. The record is from RefSeq and is a predicted model, not a curated record. Bases 1 to 3117 code for a protein of 1038 amino acids. The transcript is spliced from 3 exons. Gene Ontology annotation, molecular function: ADP binding; ATP hydrolysis activity.
AUGUCGACGGAUUCUGCUGUUUCUAUUGGGUGGGAUGUCUUGAAGUGGAUAGUUGUUCCCGUCAAGCGCCAAUUCGGAUACGUGAUCUCCUCCAAGAGCUACGCCCAGGAUCUUCAGAAGGAGGUCGGGAAGCUGGCGUACGAGGCUGACAUGGUCCACAAUGACGUGGAAGUGGCCAGAAACAAUAGCCGGGAGGUCUACAGUCAUGUCGUGGAGUGGCAGGCAAAGGCUGAGAAGGCCUUGAAGGAGGCGCGAGACCUGUUGGGCGACUUCGAAAAGGCGAGCAAGACUUGUUGCUAUGGGAGUCUUCCCGAACCCUGUUGUCGCUAUCAGUUCAGCAGGAAGGCCAAGCACAUGAUCGGGGGCAUUCAGCAACUCGCUCAAGAAUUUAGUGAAUUCAAGUAUAUUUCCUUCAGUGGUACUGCUCCAGGGAAUGCGGCUGCUUCGACUCCGGCCAAGAGAGAAGGCAAAGAUGUCGUCCAGUCGACCAUCUCGAUGGCCUCAGCUUCUUUUGCCUCGAUGUCAAUUAAGCUUAAGGACGACGGCAUGGUCCAAUCCAGAGAAUUGAUCAUGCAGGAGAUCAUGGCUGCUCUUGCUGAUAACAAUAAUAGCGUGGUCGGGAUUUACGGAAUGGGCGGGGUCGGCAAGUCCACCCUAUUGGACGACGCGGAAAGGAGGAUAAAGAAAGCGAAGUCGUUUGAUUGGGUCGCUAAGGCCGACGUGUCGGAAAAUCAAGACGUCAAGAGGAUUCAAGGAGAGAUUGCGCACGCGUUGGACCUGGACAUAAAGGAUGUGGAGUACGUCAAUUCGCGAGCGGAGCGUCUGCGCACGAGGUUGGAAAAUGAGGUGAGGGAGAAGAAGAAGGUGCUCAUAAUACUGGACAACCUGUGGAAAGGGCUUGACUUGAAGUCAGUAGGCAUUCCUUGCGGACACAACAACAAAGUCAUAGGAUGCAAGUUGCUGUUGACGUCAAGAUUUCAAGAUGUUUUGCGAAGGGAAAUGGGCUGCGACAGGGACUUCCUCCUCGAUGCGCUGAAGGAGGAAGAGGCAAAAAGAUUGUUUGAGAGGACGGUGGGCGACAAAGUUCAUCACGAUCCGUUCAAAUCCCUGGUGGAUGAAGCACUCAACAAAUGUGCAGGUUUACCUUUCCUAAUUAUUGCAAUGGCGAAUGUUUUUAGAGACGCCGAUUUUAGCGAAUGGAAGGAUGUUUUGAGACAAAUUGAGAUGUCUACCAACAAAGGAAUCAGUGAAAGAAUAAACGAGAUGCUGCAGUUGAGCUAUAAUCGUUUCAAAGGGGAAGAUGGCAAGGAGGUGAAGUCAUUGUUACGGCUAUGUGUCGUUUACGGUGUCUCUAAGCCCUCUCUUGAAAACUUGGUGAGGUAUGGCGUGGGUUCGAGGUUAUUUCGAGAAGAUAGCAGCAUGGAAGAAGUGAGAGACAGGUUGAGCUCACUGAUCCGAACCCUGAAAGCCUCAUCCUUUUUGUUAGAAAACGAUGAAGAUGUUGAUGGUUUCAAGAUACAAGACUUGGUUCGUGGAUUCGUUGCCUCGGUAGCUUCAAGUGAUGACCCUCUUCUGGUGUUGAAAAAUCAUGAUAAGUCGGCCAUAGAGUUGCCAAAGGAUAAGCUCAAAAGUUGCACAGCGGUAUGCUUUCCCUACAUCGACAAGGAGGAGCUCCUUGAACAGUUAGAUUGCCCUGAAAUGCGGAUCUUUUUGUUGUUCACAAACAAUGAAUCUCUUAAGGUCCCAGGCUCAUGUUUCAACUCUAUGAGAAAACUCAUGGUCUUACAUCUUUCUCAGGUGCGGCUCACUCGUUCACCUUCGCCGUUUCAGUUCUUGGAAAACUUACACACUCUGUGCCUAAAUGGUUGUUUGUUAGAUGAUGUAGUCAUGAUCGGCGAGCUAAAGUGGCUACGUGUUCUUAGCUUUGCGAACUCCAAAAUUCAACGAUUGCCAAAAGAAAUUGGACAAUUGGUGGAGCUACGGUUGUUAGACUUAAACCAUUGCUCAAAACUUGAGAUAAUUGAACCGGGUGUUCUUGGGAGCUUGAUGAAAUUGGAGGAGUUGUAUAUGGAGAGUAGUUUUGAUCAUUGGAAUGCCGUGGAGCAAACUCCACCCACUAAUGCCGGGCUUAUUGAGUUGAAUAACUUGAAGAAUCUCUGCACUUUGCAUGUGUCCAUUUUCGAUCCGAGUGUGCUCCCGGAGGAUCUAAACGUCGAGAAACUAACCAAGUACCAAAUCCGGAUUGGUGAUGUGCCACGCCGGCGAAGUCGCAAUGCAUCAAGUACAUUGGAGGUUCAGUUAGAUCCAAUGAGCGAUAUUCUACGGAAAGGAUGCAUACGGACUUUAUUAGGCAAAACCGACGAUCUCUUUUUAAACGGAUUAAAUGGAAUUGAGCAAAGUAUUUGCGCGUUAUCACAUAAAGGCUUUCCGAAAUUAAAGUACCUACAGGUCGAGAAUAGUCCCUCCGUCCAUUACAUCCUCCAAUCACCAUCACAUACAGAGUUUAAGAUGUUGGAGUCAUUACUUCUCGAUAACCUCAUCAACUUGGAAAAGAUAUGCAACAACCACAUCUCCUCCAAUUCCUUCAGUGCAUUAAAGGUAGUACAAGUUGAAAACUGUGACAAGAUGGAAGUUUUGUUUCCUCUUUCAUUAUUGAGAGAACUUCCACACCUUGAAGAGAUCCAAGUUGUUAGAUGUCACUUAAUGCGGGAGAUUGUAGAAGUGGAUGAUUGUGGCAAACUUGAGUUGCGGAAUUUGCAUGUCUUGAAAUUGCGUGAUCUGCCGAAUAUGAAGAACUUUUGUACCGCCGGGAUGGCUCCUUCAAGUUGUACAUCAAACGACCAUGUUGGCACUCAAGUUGCAUUCUUCAACGGGCAACAGGUUGCAUUUCCUAGCUUGGAGACAUUACGCAUCAUGUGGAUGGAUAGUAUUGAGAUAAUAUGGGACAAUCAAGUUGCUGCGGAGUCUUUCCGCGGACUAAAGUCGCUCAUUGUUUAUAAAUGCAACAAGCUAGCGAACAUCGUUCCUUCUUACAUUCUUGGACGGCUCAAGAGCUUGGAAAGUUUGGAGGUAGAAUCAUAUGCGAGAGCCUCACCUCUCUGUUUCCAGCCUCAGUAGCUAGGGAUCUAAUGCAACUUGAGGAGCUGAAGAUCGAUGAAUGUGGUGGCAUUGUGGAACUCAUCGAGAAGGACGGACUAGAUCCCAGGGAUGUGUUCCCUAAGUUAGCCUCCCUCAAGCUUAAGCGUCUACCAGAGUUGAAGUGC